Messenger RNA from Blepharisma stoltei, 4817 nucleotides. Lineage: Eukaryota; Ciliophora; Heterotrichea; Heterotrichida; Blepharismidae. The record is from the annotation of a GenBank genome assembly.
AUGAUUUCACCUCAAUAUCAGCUUAUAAUGCUACUGAUAUUCCUCACUCCUCGCCUCAAACGGACAAUAUAGUGAGAAUUUAUUUUUUAGGAAUGCUAACUCCCCCCCUUCGUGAGUGAACAAAACAAUUAGAAAAAUCCCUAUUUUUUACCCUCAGUGAGGAACAGAAAUGUUUUAAUAGAAAAAUUUUUUAUGGAAAAAAAUUUUGAUAUAUAAGUGAUAAUUAUUAUAAUGAAAUCUCAAGCUAAAUCUGUUUAAUUUUAAACAAAUUGCGUUUUUUUAAAACAUAAUUUUUACAAAAUUAAAUUAAUAUUUUCUUCCCAAUUUUUAUAGAAGUGAGAUUUUUUUUUAAUUUUCGAAAUAAAAAAUUUAUAAAAAAUUUAUAUAUAAAUUUUUUAAAUAAAAAAAAAAAUUAACUCCCCUCCGUGAGUGAACAAAAUUUUUUGGUUCACUCACGGAGUGGGGGGAGUAAAUAAAUUUCAUAAAUGAGCAGUAAACCUAAAUUAUAAGGCCAGUUUGCCUAUCUGUUGUAAGCCUAUCUAGCCUAAGGAUUAGUCACCUAGGGCCCGAUGAGCAUAGACUAAGUGAGGGGGGAAAAGCCUUUAGGGAAAGGGCAAAAAUUGCCCAAACCAGAAAACCUACUUCAAAAAGUGACUAUUUUUAGCUUCACCAGGUUGGACCAUGCCUGCUCAAUAGGAGUGUUUCUCGGAGUCUAUCUACCGUUGACGUUGACAUUUUAUGUCUCAUGAGGAUUAGGCUUUUUUUAAAAUCAAUAAUUUGUGUAUCAUACUUAAUUAAAGCUUCAUAAGAUUUAGAUAGUUGCCAUUCUUAAUUUUAAAUUUCUGAUAUCAACAAUAAUUUUAUAAAAAAUUAAGCUUCUACUAGGUGAAUAAUAUCCUGCUCUAUCAGCAGAAGGAAAAUUAGCUAUUUUAAAGGAGUUAUUUCUUUAGAGAUCAUUACAGUAUACCCCGAAGAAGCAGAGGAAAGCUGAAGCUCCAACUAUAAACCUUUAAACAUAAGCUUCUUACUUGAAAGUUUUCAAAUUCUCGAGCCUUCAGCAGAAAUUUAUGAAUGCAACAUUUCAAAUAUUAUCGAUUGCAUUUCAGCUCAUAAAAAUGCAUUAAUAUUGCUUGAUUUAUCAAAUGAUAUUGCAAUUCAGUUUUCUCUUUCUCAAGUCAGCAAAAACCAUUUUUUAAUUCACUUGGUCUACCAAAAAGAAAUCAAAUACCUUGAGAAGUGAAGUUAUUCAAUUUCUUCAUCCUACACAGAUCAACUGAAUGCAUUCUUUUCAAUGCUAAACUAUUUUGGCUGGAAAGAAGGAGUUGUUUUUAGCAAUAAUAUUCAAUCUCAGAUGAAGGAGGAAAUUUAUCAGUAUUCGCAAGCUUUAGAAUAUUUAACAAUAGAAUCUACCACAAAUAUUGAUGAAUUAGUAAAUAAAAUUGUUUACCGACUCGGUGCCAAUCUUUAUUAUAUUCUUACUGACAAUUUUGAAUAUACAUUUAAAAUGGUGGCUUGUGUCAACCUGCGCUCUUUGAACAACAGUUGGAACUUAAGGCUAAGGUGAACUGAAAUGGACUCCAAACCAAAAAAUAAGUUCAGCCUCUAAAAUGCAUACCCAGUAGGAUUUAGUUGCUGCCCUAUAGUUGGAAAUGAAGGUGCUCAUGGCCUUCAACCUUGGGCACCUCUACUGAGGGGUUUCGGCCCAGACCAUAGUGAAACGGUUUCUUCCUGUAGCUGCCAAAGCAACUCCCAAGAACUAAUCCUGAAAAUAAGAAUCUCUGAAUUGUCCGAUGCAGGAUUGCAGAAAUCCAUAAUCAUCCAUUCAAGAUUAAAACAUGAAGACAAGGAGUACUGGCUACAGCUAGAUCUACUGGCAGUCCAUCGAAAAGUGAAUGAACCUUCUGUAAAGAAGGUUUUAGUACUGCAUCUGCAAUACGACUAGUGCGUGUUUUAAUAAUCUAAUAUAUGCUGAAAAUUUUGAGUCAGCGGACUUGCAAUUGUGUUUAAAAAAUAAAGAGCUCUUGGUCACAGGAAAUGGACUCAUUUUAAGUCAGGAAAGUGGCUAUGGAGCAAUUAUUGAUGGAACUUUAAUAAUUACUGAAAUAGGCCAUGAGCUUGAUAAUUCAUAUGAAGAUGUUUUGACGAAAUCUGUUAUAGAGAUCAUAACGUAUAUUACUAAUAGAACUUCUUCUGAGAAUUUUAAUGAAAUUUCAUUAUUACUAGAUUCAUAUUUGCCCUAUCAUUAUAAGAAAAACGAAUUUUCUAUUGUAAAUAUCCAAAACGGUGAAAGGAUAAUUAUAGGGUCUAUUAUAAAUGGAAAUGUUACAAUCUCUAGAAAAGCAAAAUUUCCAGGCAAAACUGAAGCUAUCCCAAAAUCAAUUAAAAAAAUUUUGACGAUAAGCAUAAAUGACGGAACAACAAAUCCUGGAGCUUCUUCAACUCCCGUUCAGAAAACAGGGUCAAUUGGAGCAUAUAUAGCUAAAAAUAAAAUUAACGAAAGCAACGAUGUUUUGGCGAAUUUUCAAAUAAGUCUUACAAGUUUUGAUUGUGGUGUGAGUAUCUAUAAUGCUUCAUUUGUAAAGUCUUGCAUAUCAAAUGGCAUUGAUAGACUAGGUCUCAGCUUUCUCUCUCCUUUUGGAUCGGCAGUAACUGUAGGAGUAUUAAAAGCAUUUGAUCAACUAAAACUAAAGAUGCCAACAAUUGGGAGUGUAACUAUGGAUCCAUCUUUGGCUUCUACAGACACUUAUCCAAUGUUUGUAAGGCUUAUUGAUGGCGCUAUAUAUAGCCAAGUAAUUAUUGUCCUAAAAGCAUUAGGAUGGACAAAAGGAGCCAUUAUGUAUGAAAAUAAUGGAUGGGGUAUACCAGCAUAUAAACUUGUUAUAGAAAACGCAGAAAAAUCAGGAUUUGAAUUUAUUAACCCAGAAAGCUCACGAGCAAUUCCACCGUCUUUAAAUAGCACAGCGAUGCAAGGCUUAAAAGAAAAUUUCCAAGCAGUAAUAGAUUGCCAAGCAAGACUAUUUCUAGUGAUAGUUCAGUGUCCAGCAUGCAACUAUGCAAUAGAAUUAUUAUAUGAUCUUGGGAUAAGAAAAGGAGAUAUCAUUGUUAUGGCAGGAGCCCCAGAGCUUUUGAAUUAUUUUAUACAAAAUGAUACAAAUCUAUAUAAAAGAUCAGAAGUUGGAUACGCAGCAUUAACAAUUGCAAACAAGAUGUUCGUAGGAGAUAUAGGGGCAGAUACUAAAAAAAGGAUUCUAGCGCAAUAUAAUGUCCAGGGAACACCAUCAAUGUGCUGCUAUUUUGAUUCUCUUUAUUUAGCUGCGAGUGCUUUGGAUUAUAUGAUUAAUCGAGGACAAAAUUACUCCGACUCUAGCAAAAUGAUAAAGGCUCUCAGAACAGUUGAAAUUACAGGAUGCUCAGGCAGAAUAAGGAUUGAUAAAACCAGCAAUGACAGGAUAUUCUAUAUGCAUUUAAUGCAAGGAAUAAAAACUGAUGAAAACGGAAAUCCAGCCAUAUAUAUCAUAGGAGAAUUAAGGCCAUAUAGCACAAAGAUAUUAACAAUUACAACUCCAAUAGUCUACGCAGAUGGGACAACAAACAAACCUUCUGACUUAAGAAAUCAGAAUGACAAUUGUCCUUUUCCAACCAAAGAUAUCAGAACAUUUGAUAAAGGAAGAGGAGUUCUUUUUGCAAUUUGUUUUACUGUAGGCCUAGUUACAGCAAUAACAACAUUUAUUAUUUGAAAAAAGUGAUGGAAUAUUUCUGUUGAGGAGCUGAAAGAAAAAGAAGAAAUUUCUUUUCAAGACUUUGUAUUAGGCUUCUCGAUAGCAAUAGAAUUUUUCCAAUAUACCUCUAUGGGACCUGAUUAUUCAUUUAUGAGCUCAUUUUUGUAUGAUAUUAGUAAUAUUCUGUCAUUGAGCUUAGGUAGCGUUUUAAAGCUGGAGAAUGGAGUUUUUUGGAUUGUUGUUGAUGGAAUUUAUGCAGGAAUCGCUGUUUGAAUCUUUCUUUGUGCAGUGGUUUUAUUAAGGCUUGAUGAAAAAUGGCAGCAUAUUUGGAUUUUCAGAAUUUCUGGGACUGGAGCUGACUAUUUGAUGCCUAUUUUGGGAAAUCUUUGCUUUAUUCCUUUUAUUUCAAUAUGUCUUGACAUCUUUGUCUGUGAUCAGUCAAUUGGAGACAACUUUACUGAUAGCUUCUUAGCCAAAGACUGUUAUUAUUUUUGCUGAAAAGAUGAGCACUUAGCUUAUGCCAUUUUAGCAUUUAUAGCUCUAAUUGCCUACGAGCCUUUGGCUGUAUUUUGCCGUCCUCUUUGGCAAGAACUACAACCAGCAUUGCAUGUAAAAGCUGUGCCUUUAUUUUUGAUGGUAAAAACAGUGGUUCAAACGGCUCUAAUUGUAUUAAAUAAAACAGUUAAAAGAUCAUCAGAUGUAGGCCAUGGAGUUGUCUUUAUUUUUAUUAUGAUAAUUUAUGUUGCAUUUAUUUUUAGAUUCAAACCUUACAACUAUGCAAGAUUUAGCUGAUGGCAAGGAUUAACUCUAGUGGGAGUUGUAUGGCUUGCUAUUUUAUCAACAAUUGAACUAGGAGUUCAAGAUCACAAUAUUUCAACUGUACUGCUUAUUAUCUUGAUAUUUGGCUGGAUUACAAUAGCUUCUAUUGGAUUGUACAUACAACGCAAGAAAUACCCAAGCUUGCUUUUCAAAAAGAAAGCAAGAGACACAAGCACAUUGUUUAAAUUCGCUUUUACAUUUGGAAAACAAUCAAAGAAAUCGCUAGAAACAUUUAAAUCAGGCUAUAAAAGUACGAAAAUAAUCCCGGAAAAAAGCUAA